GUUACAUUUGAAUUUGUUAAAAACUGACAAAUUAUUUGUCAUAAAAAUUUUUCUUCAAAAUUGUAAAAACUCUAAAAAAAAGUAUCUUAUUUAAUGAACGAUAAACAUUUAGUUGUGCUUAAAAUACUACUAUUGAAAACAAUUUAACAGUCUUAAACAGACUUAAAAGAAAAAAAUAACAGUUCAAUUAAUAGUGCAUAUAUAUCGUUAUCCUCGUGUAUUGUGUACAUACAACAAGACGGAAACUAAAGUGUUGGUCCGGUAACCGGUCGAUCGUCAUACUUUCCCGUUCCUUUUCCGUUUUCCUGUUUGCCUCUUAUAGAUACUUAUUGUUGUUCAUUUCUUAUCAUAAAAAACAGUUAUACCUACGGCGAAGUAUGAAAUUUAUUAAAAUUCAAAAUGAAAAAUUGAACUUUGCUUAUCAUUUGUGAUCAUAAACAUAAGAGGAUGUAAUACACUCAAAAGUAAAAAUUUUAUCAAAAAUAAAAAAAACACAUAAUAUGAUUGACAUAAAACCGUCUCCCGAUUAUCUUAAUCGGACAUCGACCGGAAGUUUUAGUAAUUUUUCAAUGCUAUUUGCUGAUUCAUCAUCUUAUAAAAAUUCUUGGAGUGGGCACCAAACAUCUCAAAGCCAAGGAUAUAGUACAAAUACUUUAACCAGCGUCGGUGUAGGAAAAUCAUCACUUGAUCCACAUUCACAUUUUAGACAGCCAGAUCCAUACCAAAUGUUUGGUCCGACUAGUAGUCGUUUGGCUAGCUCAGGAUCUGGACAAAUACAGCUUUGGCAAUUUCUUUUGGAAUUGUUAAGCGAUUCGGGCAAUGCUGCAUGUAUUACAUGGGAAGGCACAAAUGGUGAAUUUAAACUGACAGAUCCUGAUGAAGUUGCUCGUCGAUGGGGAGAACGCAAAUCUAAGCCAAAUAUGAACUAUGACAAGUUGAGUAGAGCAUUGAGGUACUAUUACGACAAAAACAUCAUGACAAAGGUUCACGGAAAACGUUAUGCGUAUAAAUUUGACUUUCAAGGUUUGGCAGCAGCAACUCAGCCAGCAGCUUCUGAUCCAGCGUACAAGUAUCAGAGUGAUCUCUUUAUGUCACCUUAUCAUCAUAGUGCUAAGUUAAGCUCCUAUUUGAGUCCACAUCACACUAUGGGAUCCUCAUCAGCAUCAAUAUUUCCAUCAGCCGCAACAUGGAGUAACUGGGGCAGCCCUACUACAAAUCUCUAUCCAUCUCAUAGCAUGAGCCACGUCACAUCUUCACAUGUUACGCCACAUUCUUAUUCAUAUAUGUGACCCGGUGGUGUGCCCGGUGGACACUCGUCAGUCACUCCGACAUGUCAAAUCGAUAACUUCGAGAUUUAUAAAAAAUUGUCGCCCUACGAAUAGUCACAUGACAGUUUCUGAAAAACAAAGAAUAAUUGAAAUGACUUAUCGAAUUACUUAAUAAGAAUAUUUCAACACUUCAUGUUCAUUCAAACUACACCAUCUACGGGAUCUAAUCUACGGAUCUAAAUGACUUUUUUAAAAAUAAACAUUGUUAAAUUAUAUAAGUAAAAAAUAUGCAUGUACAUAUAUUUUAGUUUUAAGAAUGAUGUUCAAAUGUUUCUUUUAACAAAUGAAGGGCUGAAAGGAUAAAUCUCACAUACGCACUUUUUGAUAAACUGAGAAAAAGCGAUUUAUAAUUUUAAAAUUUGGCUGUAAAAUUUGGUUUUCAAAUAAUUUCUUGAUGUUUGAGCUUAUAUUUACUAAUUAGUGGUCAAUAAAAACGAUUUUCAUGCUCAAAAAUUUCCUACCUCAACAAUAAGGAGACGUUUUGGGUAAUUUUUUAUCGAAGGUCUUCUAAUUUCAAUGUUUUCUUGAAAUAUUUUGUUCAAAAUGACUUUCUAUGCUUAAAAAAGUAUAAAGAGCACAAAAAAUAGAAAAAAAAAUGUUUUGGGGCAAUUUGAAAAUUUGGCUUUUAGUCCGUUUGUAUGGCUAUAUGCGAUUUAUCCUUUCACUAAGCAUAUGUGCGAUCUGGCAUAUUGCAAUAAAACACACAAUUUUGAAAAAAUUUUGAAAUUUUCUUAAUGUAGGUACUCGUUUUUCAGCAUAAUUUCUCAUUCUUAACUCAAUUUUGCCAAAAAAUGCGUAUGUGCGAUUUAUCCUUUCAGCCCUUCAAAUAAGGCCGUUCAAAAUUUUUUUCGAUGUU
Messenger RNA from Culicoides brevitarsis, 2184 nucleotides. It is a transcript of the gene Ets65A, whose product is annotated as DNA-binding protein D-ETS-3. Gene Ontology annotation, cellular component: nucleus. Gene Ontology annotation, biological process: cell differentiation; regulation of transcription by RNA polymerase II. Gene Ontology annotation, molecular function: DNA-binding transcription factor activity, RNA polymerase II-specific; sequence-specific DNA binding. Lineage: Eukaryota; Metazoa; Arthropoda; Insecta; Diptera; Ceratopogonidae. The transcript is spliced from 7 exons. The record is from RefSeq and is a predicted model, not a curated record. Bases 501 to 1289 code for a protein of 262 amino acids.